This is a messenger RNA of Thunnus maccoyii (southern bluefin tuna), 297 nucleotides long. The record is from the annotation of a RefSeq genome assembly. NCBI's taxonomy places the organism in Eukaryota, Metazoa, Chordata, Actinopteri, Scombriformes, Scombridae.
AUGACUCCCGUUCACUUUGCUUUCUCAACUACCUUUAUGUUAGGACUGACAGGCCUAGCAUUCCAUCGAACCCACCUCCUCUCAGCCCUUUUAUGCUUGGAGGCUAUAAUACUAUCCCUNUUUAUUGCUCUUUCAAUCUGAACCCUACAACUGGAUUCAACCAACUUCUCCGCCUCUCCCAUACUCUUACUAGCNUUCUCAGCUUGUGAAGCAAGCGCAGGCCUNGCCCUGCUAGUUGCCACCUCUCGUACCCACGGAAGUGACCGACUACAGAGCCUAAACCUCCUACAAUGCUAA